Volvox carteri f. nagariensis is the source of this 429-nucleotide messenger RNA. RefSeq lists its product as uncharacterized. The record is from RefSeq and is a predicted model, not a curated record. Bases 1 to 429 code for a protein of 142 amino acids. The transcript has a single exon. NCBI's taxonomy places the organism in Eukaryota, Viridiplantae, Chlorophyta, Chlorophyceae, Chlamydomonadales, Volvocaceae.
AUGCUGCCGUACAUGCUGCCGACACAGGCUAUCCGCAGCCUGGGCGACGCCAAGCGCGUUUUAAUGACCAUGUCGCAAAAGUACGACAUCGACGAAGUCGUACAGAGCGCGGCUGUCAAGCCCGGCUAUAACGCCGUGUUUGCGCACUGGCGCGCGCGACUCACACCCCGGAAGGAUGCUGGCGGUGCGCGCGCCGUUGACGUGGCGGCCACAUCGACGGCGGCGGCGGCGAUGGGUCCGUUCACGGCGGAGGCGACGGAUAUUCUCAUGUUCAAUCCCGCGAGCGGGAAACUGAAGGCGGUGUUUCAGUUUCGUAAACCGCUGGGCUCUGAUCGGCGGUACGUGCUCACGGACAUCGCCCCGGCCGGCGUGCCCAUCCCGCUCGGCGAGUUGACGCCGCCGCCAACCAUGACUGAGGAAGUAUCGUAG